AUGGUUUAUGAUGGUAUUGUUAAUGCUACUUUCAUGGAGUGGUUCUUUAGUAAAGGUAAGCCAAAAGAAGCCAUGGAGUCUUACAAAUCUUUAUUAGAUAAAGAAUUCAAAAUGGUUCCUGCUACAUGUAAUGUUCUUUUAGAAGUUCUGCUUAAAUGGGACAAGAAACCAGAGGCUGAGGCUUUGUUUGAUAGCAUGUUAGAUAGGCACACUCCACCUGUUGUCCAAGCAGUGAAUUCUGAUACCUUUAAUAUCAUGGUAAAUGAAUGCUUCAAAAUGGGGAAAGCAUCAGAGGCUUAUAGUGUUUUCAAGAAGGCUGGUAAUGCCCCCAAGUCAAAAUCUUUUUCAAUGGAUGCAGCGGGUUUUAACAAUAUAAUCAUGAGGUACUGUGAGAAUGACAUGAUAGACGAUGCAGAAAGAAUGUAUGUAGAAUUAUGUGGCAAAUCUUUAUCACCUGAAGUCAACACUUAUAAGACCUUGAUUGAUGCUUAUUUCAAGGCAGGAAGAAUUGAUGAAGCUAUAGAUAAAUAUGCGAAGAUGGUGGAUGUUGGUUUGAGAGUGAUUCCUACUUAUGCCAACAAAUGGUUCUCUAGUAUGAUUGAGAAUGGAAAGAUUGUGGAGUGUGAGCCCAUUUUGACUAAAAUGGCUGAAAGAGACCCGAAACCAGAUGCUAAUACUUAUGAUAUGGUGAUCAGGGCACUCUGUGUAGCUUCUAAUUAUGACACGACUUUGAUUUUGUUGCAACAAAUGGUUAACUAUGGUGUUGGGGUUGCCCCUGCUCUUAAGGAAUAUGUGUUAGAGGUGUUUGAUAAGUUAGGGCGUAAAGAAGAAAUUGAUAGACUUUUAAUUGCAAGAGGGACAGUUUAUGUGCCAGGUGUACCUCGAAAUGUAAAUGGCUAUGGACAGAGGAAUCAGUAUGGAUAUGGGCAGCAAAAUGGUAAUGGAAAUGAUAUUGUGAAUAGACAACAAUACACCAAUGGAAACACACAGCAAUAUGGUAAUGGAAAUGAUAUUGUGAAUAGACAACAGUAUAACAAUGGAAACACACAGCAAUAUGGUAAUGGAAAUGGACAGCAGUACAAUGGAAGUUGGAAUGGAAAUGGGCAGCAGUACAACAAUAGAGGCUGGAAUGGGAAUGGGCAGCAGUACAACAAUGGAGGCUGGAAUGGGAAUGGGAAUGGGAAUGGAAAUGGGCAACAGUACAACAAUGGAAGCUGGAAUGGGAAUGGUGGUGGACAAAACCAUGGUAAUUGGCAGCAGAAUGUGAAUGGAGUUGAGCAGCGGAAUGUAAAUGGGGAGCAGGGAUAUGAACAAGCUCAAUCUGGUUCUGUAGCAGCACUUUAA
Lactuca saligna is the source of this 1344-nucleotide messenger RNA. NCBI's taxonomy places the organism in Eukaryota, Viridiplantae, Streptophyta, Magnoliopsida, Asterales, Asteraceae. The record is from the annotation of a GenBank genome assembly.